UCACAUGGAAUUCGCAAUGAUUUCAAUAUCAUGUGUUUUUCAUAGCACCACAAGACCGCAAUUUUCAAUUUUUCUGAAGGAAUUUCAUCAAAAUAAUGGAAGACGAUGGCGAUGAAAUAAUUGAAACAAUUCCUGUUUUCUUGUCCAAAACCCUCGCCAAUCAACUACACGUCUUGCAAUAUCCCGUCGUCAAUCAAAAUUGCAACUUCGACAAGAGUCACGUUGUCAAUUCCUGCGUCAAACCGCUCACGCAACAAGUCAAAAUCGACUUCGCCCUGAACACCGCAUCUCACAAUUACGACGCUUUCAAGGGAGAUCAACUGGCAAUCGCUGCCGACGGUCGAAAUCGCUCCAAAAAUGAUCCAAAACCGACUUUUCGUAGCGGGCGCAUGGAUAAGCAAAGUUACGUUAGCAGCGUUGCGAUGCCCGAAGUCGAUCGUUUCUGCGUUGGAAUCAUCAAAGAUGGCGAAAUGUAUGUCACUCCAGUGAAGGGAAUCUACCAAAUGCGUCCCAGCUUCUCGUAUUUCGAUAAACAGGACAAAAGAGCAAAAGCCGACAAACGCGCCGAGGAUGGCGACAUGGCAGAUGAGGAAGAAACGAAACAAGUAACUGUCAAAUUCGCCCGCAACGAAAGCGAAAAAGUGAAAAAAGCCCGUGAAAAGUCGUACAAUUACAUUUCGCGGAUGGGCGCUGAAGAGCCGUGGUGCGAAACUUUGUGGCAUCCCGCUUCGUCGGAAAUGGCAAACAUGGAACAACAAAAAUUGCUCAUGACGGGCACUUCUUUCACGUCAGACACGUUAAAUAUGGCGAGUAAAGAGUACGUUGAUCACCUAAUUGGACACGAAACAACCCAAGAAGACUCCAAAGCGUUAGCAGCUUUGUCCAAAGUCAUCAGUAAUCGCAAAGCAAAAUCCCUGCCGCUCGUGGAUCAGUUGAAAAAUCUCCUAAUUAACGCAAAAAUGGUGCCUUUUCACGUCAUUCAGUCUCGUGUCACCGAAACCAACACAGAAAAGCUGCUUCGGGUCUUGCAAACUGUCGGAACGCUUCUCCGGGGCAAUUGGGUAGUCCAAUCGGAGCAUCUUUAUCCCGAAAAUUCCGUUUCUUCGGUGAAUGGCGUGCCAGCGGCGCUUAUGGUGCGUGCCCGGGAAUACGUUUUGUACAAAUUUUCGUAUCAGACGCAGCUAAAUCGACCAGAAGUUCAGGCGAAAACUCAAUUGCCGCCGGAGGAGGCGAAACAAGUGCUCGAAUCUGUGGCAAAACUCACGGGAAAAGUGUGGGAAUUGAUUCAACGUGAAGAUCGGGCGUUUUCGCAAAAGUAUCCGGAGCUCGUGCAACGUCAACAAUUGUAUUGGGACGCAAAGGCGGAGAGUUUUCGCGAAAUGGAAGCUGCGAAGGAGUCACAGAAGAGAAUUCGUAAAAAGUCACAUCGAGAGUCCAAAUAAAUUUGAUAUUUUGUUAAUUUAA
Culicoides brevitarsis is the source of this 1464-nucleotide messenger RNA. RefSeq names its product DNA-directed RNA polymerase III subunit RPC5 (gene Polr3E). Gene Ontology annotation, cellular component: nucleus; RNA polymerase III complex. The record is from RefSeq and is a predicted model, not a curated record. Gene Ontology annotation, biological process: tRNA transcription by RNA polymerase III. The coding region runs from base 96 to 1442 and encodes 448 amino acids. The transcript is spliced from 2 exons. NCBI's taxonomy places the organism in Eukaryota, Metazoa, Arthropoda, Insecta, Diptera, Ceratopogonidae.